ACAUGCUGCAAAGUGCAGAUAUACUAUGCUUUAGAUUUGUUAGACAAAGACUUCCGUUGCAGGCCACAGAUCUGCUGUAACUUCUUUCUCCCUGAAACUCCAUUCACAGAUAUCAAAGUGCGGUGCUGUGGAUCUCGCCCUAAUUUCGCGUUUGAGGCAAGAUGUUGCCAGUAUUCAUCCUAUUGCUGUUGGGUCGACUCGCAGAAAUCGGAAAAGCUCGGGAAUAUGUUCCGACGCCCAGCAUCACUGCUGAACCCACAUCUGCCACAGGGCUUCAAGGUGGCAUCAUGACCUUCAAGUGUAACACUGGCAUUGACGGGGAAAAGCGAGUUUAUUUAUUCAGAGGUUCUGAGAAAAUUUUCGAGGUUCUUUCCAUGUCGGAGCCGGUUGUAUUUUUCACACUUGCAAACCUAACCUGGAAAAGCGGAGGAAUGUACCGGUGUAUGUCGGAAAUUUCCCAACCCAAAAGAAAAAAAUCUCAGCCCAGUGACGCGUUACGAUUAACAAUGCUUGGCAUCCAAGCACCGCUAAGCAUAUUGCGCCCACCUGCAGCCGAAGUUUCUAAGGGCGGGAAUCUGAACAUGAUCUGCACAGCGAACGCGGGAGAUAAGUGCUUCUUCUCUACGUACAGAGAUAAUCGAUAUUCGCAAUUCCACCUGGGGAAAAGAAGGAACAAUACCAGCAUUUCAAUGCUGAACUUAACUCGUAGCGACGCCGGGAACUAUACCUGUUAUUGCCUGGUGGAAGUGAACGGUAUUUUUGCAUUCUCGGCCCCGAGUAACCUCAUGGAAUUGACGGUGAUUGAAAAUAUUCCGAAACCCAACAUCACUUUUGAACCCACGUCGGGCAUCGGACUUCAAGGAGGCGUCAUUCUCGUCAAGUGUGAAGUUCCCAUUGCCGGCGAGAAAUUGGUGUCUCUGUUAACAGGUUCCAAAAAGAUUUUCGAUAUUCUCUCCCUUGCGGAGCCGGCAGUAUUUUUCACACUUACCAAUCUGAGUUCUACAAGCGCAAGAAAUUAUCGAUGCAUGUACGAAAUGUUACUACCCAAGAAAAGCAAAUCGGGUCCAAGUGAUGAGAUUCAAUUAACGAUCCUUGAUGUCCAAGCACCGUUGAGCAUCUUACACCCAUCCUCAGUCAAGGUUACUGAAGGCAGCAAUCUCCACUUUACCUGCAUAGCCGACACGAAACAUAAAUGUUUCUUCUAUGAAUAUAGUGACGAAGAAUAUUCUCCAUACCAGCCGGCAGAAGAAAGGAACAAAACCACCAUUUCAAUGCCCAACCUAAGACAUUGCGACACCGGACAUUAUGCAUGCCAUUGCCUCGUGGAGGUGAACGGUAGUUUUGCAUUCUCGGCUCUGAGUAACCUCAUGACGUUGACUGUGAUUGAAGGCGACAAGGCCAUGUCUGAAAAAACUGAAACGGACGUCAGUCAUGGAGGCCUUCUGGUAAUAGCUAUGGCCGUUCCAGUGCUCCUAGGGCUUAUCGUGAUUUUUGCAGUACUGGCCAUCUGCCUGUCGAAAAAAGAUCCAGAUCAGCAUUAAAUGUCCACUCCAUUCCGAAUGCAACUAGAAAGCAUUUCAUUAUUUCUAGUGAAGACGUGCAUGGAGUAUUUGCGUAAUUGCAUAUUUGAUCGGCAAAUGCCACGCGAUACCGGAAAAAUGGCACCUGACUUCCGUUUGCAAGGUUGAAUUUCUUCAAACCUUCACACUAUGUCCUUCAAUACUGUCACAAUAUAAUUCAAGGCAAAAGAAAACAAGAUGAAAUUCUGAGAGGUUAAUCAACGCGACAACAAAUGCAAUGUUGGUGACAUCGUGACUUAGUUAACCGAUCAAUAUGCGCCGAUAUAUUCCUGUAAAAAAUAAAGUUGAGCAUAGUUUCACAGAAGCUAGAUCUAGGAAUAACCCACCAAGCUUUCUAAUGUCAAUAUCAGAGAAUGAAUGAACACACACCUACUGUUUUCGGUUCCACGUUGCAGAACUUCGGUUGUCAAAUGCCACACCAGAUGAUUAAAGACAAGCAGAGAUACAGCAAUUAACCCCUCUAUUAUGCUUGUUACAGUGAUCCCAUCUCAGUGCGUAUCAUUAUGCAAAAGAAACAUUUGCUAAAUUAUUUCUCAGAAUCGUACGCAUUCUUUUAUUUGAAUUGUUGGGUCACUGCUAUUUUAAUGUGGAAUAAGUGUUCAACAUAUCAAGUCACAGUAUACACGCUGCGUGUUUGUUAGACCAAUCAUUGCUCUGCGAGACUGAAAUAAACAUGCUGCUCGUGAGAUAACAUCGCAGUCCAGCAGCCCUUCGGCCCACCAAGACAAUACUGACCAUCAACCACCUAUUUACACCAAUCAUGUACUAAUCCCAUUUUUGAUCUCGACACAUUCUCGUCAACUCCCCACCAAGCUCCCCCACCCCCACCACUACGUUUCGACCACUCACCCACACACGCGGCAACAUACAGCGGCCAAUUGACCUCCAGACCCGCACGUCUUUGGGAUGUGGGAGGAAACCGGAGCACCUGGGAGAUGCCCACAGGUUUACAGGGAGAACGGGCAAACUCCACACAGGCAGCACCCUCCGCAGUUCGGGACUGAACCCAAAUCGCUGAAUCUGCGAGGCAGUGGCUCCACUAGCUGCGUCAUUAUACCUCUAAAUACCCCAGAGGCAUUAAUAUGUGUCAAACAAGGGUUCAGUUCAAACAAAGAAUAUCUGGGCAUUUCCCAUAAUAUCGUUUCUGUUAUUUUCCUUACUUCCUGGAAAGCCAUUCGGCCCACUAAUUCUAUGCCAUAUUUCAGAAUAAUCCCAUAAGUUCCAUUCAACCAUCCAUUUUCCCAUGAUUGAUUCUCUCUCGCAUGCUAACCAACUACUCCAAAUUAACAUAUCACCCACCUGUAGCGGGGUAAUUUAUAGUAACCAACAAUACGGACAAAUGGCGUACUUUAUGGCAUGUGUAACGAAACCGGAGCACCCUGGGAUAACCCACACAGUCACAGUGAGAACGUAUAAUCUCCACGCAGACAGCACCGGAGGUCGUAAUAGAACACGGUUGUCUGGGCAUUUGAGGCCGCUGUGCUAACUAUAUUGAUACGGAAUGCCCUGGGGGGACUUCAAUCAGUUUGGACGCCGAACGCAUCUGUGCAUAGAGAAAUUAGUUUUGAGAUGGCUGUUUGUCAGGAGUAUGUUCGUCCGCCACUUCCCACUGAAGGACAUCCUUUUUGUCCGUGCAUCAACGCAUUCACUGCCCAUCGUCCUACCCACUGUGACGUUACAGAACGUAAUGCGUUGCAGGUCGGAUCGGAGAAGAACUGGCUUCACUCUUCGUCCUCAAGUGAAAUCAAGGCCUUUGCUGAUCGACAUCAGCCGAGGAAAGAAACUCACUUCAUAUCCAGUGUAGUAGUUAGCAUAACGGUAUUACAGCAGCAGCGACCCGGGUUCAAUUCCAGCCGUUGUCUGAAAGGAAUUUGUCCGGUCUCCCCGUGUCUGCUUGGGUUUCCUCCGGGUGCUCCAGUUUCCUCCCGCAUUUCAGAAGACUUACGGGUUAGGAAGUUGCGGGCAUGCGAUAUUGGCGCGGGAAGCGUAGCGACACUUCGGGCUGCCCCCCCCCCCCCCCCAGAACCAUCUGCGCAAAAGAUGUAUUAAACUGUGUGUUUCAA
Molecule: messenger RNA, 3643 nt
Organism: Pristis pectinata (smalltooth sawfish)
Lineage: Eukaryota; Metazoa; Chordata; Chondrichthyes; Rhinopristiformes; Pristidae
Product: immunoglobulin superfamily member 1-like
Exons: 10
Coding region: 162-1541 (459 amino acids)
Source: RefSeq, a predicted model, not a curated record